AUGGCUUCUGCACUCCACAGCAAAAUGCACCCGCCUGGGACCGCCUCGGGCUCCAAAGCCGACGGCCGCGGGGGUGCGGGCUGGAGAAUGGACUGCGAUCCUGAGAUCCACGUGAAAAUGUGCAAGAAGAUCGCUCAGCUCACCAAGGUGAUCUAUGCCCUGAACACCCGCCAGGACGAGGCCGAGGCCAGCAUGGAGGCCCUGAGGGAGGCCCACCAGGAGGAGCUGCAGAACGCAGUGGCGGAGACCAAGGCCAGCCUCCUGCAGGACCAGGGCCGUGCACAGAAAGAUGCGCUCCUGCAGCGCAUCCAGGCCCUGGAGAGCGCCCUGGAGCUGCAGAAGAGGCUGACGCAGGAGGCCCUGGCCGAGUCGGCCUCCUGCAGGCUGGAGACCAGGGAGAGAGAGCUGAGGGUGGAGGCCGAGCACGCGGAGAGGGUCCUGACCCUGUCCAAGGAGAUGCUGGAGCUCAAGGCCGACUACGAGAAGCGACUCCGGCACCAGUGGGGCUGGCUUUCCCAGGACGGUCCUGACACCAAGGGUGAGCUGGGCCAGGACCGCAGCCCUGAGAUGCAGGAAGUCCUGCAGGAGGUGGAGAGGCUGCGUCUGGAGAACCAGCAGCUGAGCAAGGACUAUGCCCGCAAGGCCGAGGAGCUGCAGGCCACCUACGAGCGGGAGAACGAGGCCGUGCGCCAGGCCAUGCAGCAGUCGGUGAGCGAGGCGCUGUGGCAGUGGCAGGAGAAGGAGACAGACCUCCGUAAGAACUUCCAGGCGCAGGAGUCGGCCCUGCAGGCGCAGGUCAGGAAGCUGGAGGGGGACCUGGAACACAGGGGCCGCAAGAUAAGUGACCUGAAGAAGUACGCCCAGAAGCUGAAGGAGAAGAUCCAGGACCUGGAUGUGCACCUCAGGGAGGCCCGUCAGGAGAACUCGGAGCUGAAAAGCACAGCCAGAAAACUCGGGGAGAAGCUGGCCGUUGCCAAGGACAGGCUGAUGAUGCAGGAGUGCCCCGUGCCGCAGAAAGCCGAUGACACGAAGGCCGAGUUCGUUUCAGAGGAUGACAUCAUGGGAGAAAGGGAUGACAUGGAAGCCCCCAGUCUUCAUUCUCAGCAGGACCAGAGUUGUCUCAAGGAAAGUCCAGGCCCAAAAGGAAGCCCAGAGGCCCAGACCAAGAAAGACUCGAAUGUUGAGAAAGAGUCUAUGAAGCAAAAAUACGAAGAAGACCUGCGGAAAAUCAAGCAUCAGACAGAAGAAGAAAAGAAGCGUCUCAGAGACCAGUUGGUGAAGCGACUGGAAGACUUGGUGAAGAAGCAUACAGUGGAGAUCAAGUCCGUGCACUCGUCAGUGGAGGCUGAGAGGAAGAAGCUGCAGAAGGAAGUGGAAGCUCAGUUGGAGGAGGUGAAGAAGAAGUCCAAAAGUGAAAUCAAGCAGCUGGAAGAGGAGAAAGCAGCUCUAAACGUGCAGCUGCAGAAUUCACUGCUGGAGACUUUAAGGCUGGAAGAAUUUAUCCACCAGAAUAAGGUUCCUCCCCCGAAAGCUGAGGAAGGGCCCCUGGAGCCACAGUGCUCACGCUGCAGCAUCUUGGAGACCCAGGAGCCAUGCUUGAAGCUCAAGGAGCCGUCUCAGGCUGUGCUGGGAAAAGAAGACGAUCAAGAGAAGGUCCCUGCUGGAGAAGUUGGCAGUGGUGCUGAGGAAGAAAGGAUUGAAGUCCUCCGGCUGGAAGAAGCUGAGACGCACACUCCCCCAGGCUCUGUGCGGAAGGAGAAGGUCUCGGAGCAGCAGUGUCCGCAGGAGUGGCAAAGCCAGAAGGCAAGCUUGCAGGCCCAGGUGUUGCAGCUGCAGCAGGCGCUGGAGCAGAGGGCCAGUGCCCACCGGGAGGACCUGCAGGAGCUCAGGCAGCUCUCGGAGCAGGAACGGGAGAGGCUGCAACAGGAGCUCCAGGAGAGCGCCCAGCGCAACCAGACCCUGAAGGCCCAGCUCGAGGCCUCCCACCAGCGAGCCCUGCGGGUGCUCGAGAAGGCCAAAAAUCAGGAGCUCAAGGCCACAGAGGAGCGCCUGAAGAAGGAAUCCAACCACAGCCUCCAGAUUCAGCGCCAGACACAUCGCCUGGAGCUGCAGGCCGUGGAGGAAAAGGCGAGACAGGAGCUGCAGGAAGAACGGGAGAGGAUGCAGGCCCAGCAGGCUCUGCUGCUGGAGACCCUGAGGCAGGAGCUGUCAGAGCAGCGGGCUGCCUGCUCUGAGCACCAGCAGGACUUGGCGUCACUGCAAGCCCAGCUGAGGGCUCUGAGCAACUCAGGUCAACAGAUGGCUGACUCUAUGGCACCUGGAGACAGUGAGGAACAAGCCCUCACUGCAGAGGAGGUGGGCCCUGUGCCCGAGACCCCCGAGUUGGUGCCCAGCAAGGCGUGCGGGUUCUGCCCUGAGGGCCCCCCGCUGCAGGCGGUGCGCAGACUGCGGGCCGAGGCGGAGCAGCACCGGCAGGACGCACUGCAGCUCCGCGAGCAGCUCAGGGUGCUGGAGGAGAACCAGCAGGCCCAGCAGGCCCGCGAGGUGGAGGCGCUGCGUCAGGAGCACCGCAAGGAGAUGCAGACCAUGGUGGCCGACUUCAGCAGCGCCCAGGCCCGGCUCCAGGCCCGGCUGGCUGCCCUGGAGACCGAACUCAAGGAAUCUGGGGAGAAGCCGGGGAACGGAGCGUCCAGGCCAGAGGACCUUCAGCUGAUUGGCCACCUGCAGACCCGCCUGAAGGAGAGAGAGGACAUCAUCAAACAGCUGACGGAGGAGAGGCGGUUCCACUAUGCUGCGUUCCCUGGUGCGAUGGCCCACCGGAAUCGAUCCUUUUCCUUUCACCCUCAUCCGGGGUACCUGACCCCUUCCAUGAAGAAGAAGAGAAUGGAGGAUGUGCCCAGCCGAGUGGUCAGCGUGCCAAACCUCGCCUCCUACGCAAAGAACUUCCUGAGCGGCGACCUGAGCUCCAGGAUCAAUGCCCCUCCGAUCACCAAGUCCCCCAGCCUGGACCCAAGCCCAGGCUGUGGCCGGUCGUACAAACCCAGCCAGUCUCUGGAUGUUAAAACUGCCUCCAGGACACAAGAAGGUGAGACCGCGGAGCCCAAAGGAGCCCAGCAGAAGCAGGGGUCUGCCCACCAGGAGUGGUUUACCAAGUACUUCUCUUUCUAA
Messenger RNA from Elephantulus edwardii (Cape elephant shrew), 3168 nucleotides. RefSeq names its product family with sequence similarity 184, member B (gene FAM184B). Bases 1 to 3168 code for a protein of 1055 amino acids. NCBI's taxonomy places the organism in Eukaryota, Metazoa, Chordata, Mammalia, Macroscelidea, Macroscelididae. The transcript has 18 exons. The record is from RefSeq and is a predicted model, not a curated record.